Messenger RNA from Chara braunii, 3305 nucleotides. The record is from the annotation of a GenBank genome assembly. NCBI's taxonomy places the organism in Eukaryota, Viridiplantae, Streptophyta, Charophyceae, Charales, Characeae.
GGUUUUUGUGUUCAACCAACUUGACAGCAUGUUUGAAGCAAAAAAAAAAAAAAAAAAAAAAAAAAGAGUCUAACUCAAAGGUGCUUUUUUUCAUCAGGCUUUUGCAAAAAAAUUGGUACUGUGCUCAGCUGCCGAGGUGGACGGACGUAGCAGAAGGCUAUGGCUUCUUCCCUGUCGUCUGCUGCUGCUGCUGCUGGUGUUGCGCUGGAGCCCAGAGGUAGAGGUUUGAGCAUAAAAGUCCUGGAUGAUAUCUCGGGGGCGUUGCCUUCAAUCGUGGCUGCGCAAUGGCGUCGAACCGCAGCGGCAGUGGGUAGAUCAGUCAUGGCAUGCCACGGUCAGGCCAGUACUAGGCAAACAGGGAAUGUCUUGCCUGAGGGUAGUAGCCAAACGGGACGUGCGGGCCAUGCAACAACUGACAUGUCUCGGUCGUGGCUGCCAUGGGGAGUUACAGUUACAGCCUCCAAACUACAGAGGAUUAGUUAUCAGAGGUCCUCGGGAUCCUCCUUCGCGAUGGGAUCAGCAUGGAGGCCAUCACUGAUGUGGACUCGGCAGUACAUGCACACAGAGCCAUGGGCCUCUAAAAAACUCCAGAUGGGGGGGGGGGGGGGCUUGUUGCCGACAUGCCUCCCUUUCACUGCAGGAGGGGGGGCAGAAAGUUUAGUCCCCGGUAAUCAUAGGGCAGCGGCAGGGGCAAGUGAAACAACACAGUACGAGUGUCAUCGUAGCUCGUUCUUCGCCAGCAGGAGCAGGAGCGGGUGGACAAACGUUCUUCAACAACAUGUAUUGGAGAAGGAGGUAACGAAGUCCAACUCCAGAGUGUCAAUGGACGUGCCAGAUUUCCUGCCCUCUUCUUGGGCACAGACUCGUUCAAGCAACCUUCUAGAACCUCGCCUUGAGCUCACUGCCGGUGCUUCGAUCGGGGCUCAGUUGGCUGCACUCAAGAAUAAUAAUCGUCCUUAUGUGGACCAUGGGAUAGAGGUAUUGUACAGAUUUGCUGGUUUUGAUCCUUUUUCCAGGUCCACUUACUUCGGGCGUCGACUGGAUCUGGGUCAGUUUGAGAGAUUCCGCAGAAUCGUUCACCAUUCUACUUAUCGUGUGCUUCUGAAUCACUUGGAGUCGCGAGUGCUCAGCUCGCUUUUGAUUGAAGAGCAUUGCUUUACUCAGCGGGUCUGGGUUUGUGGAUCGCGGCCCAAUGAGGAGGACACUUUCACAUUCACACUCAACCAAGAGGUUGGCGGGAAAAGAGAUGGGUACUGGGUGACCGUUAGCUUGAUAUCUGACACCAAAGGCCCUCCCUCUACAAUUCCUUACUGAUCAUGGAUUCCCUACUUGCUUCCCUCACCUACUCUUACUGCACCAUGGACUGACUCCUAAAGAAAGGGGGGAAAGCAAAACUAUUUCAAUUGUUGAAUUCAGAAUUCUUCAAUUCUAUUCAUUUCAGCAAACGGCGAAAGAAAGGAAGGAACAGGGAGGAGGAAAGUAAGGCUUGAGAUCAGUCAAGCCAUGACAGAUUUCCCACCACAGUUGGAAGUUGGAUGAUUCACCUGAGAGGUGGGAACAAUUCAGUAGGCGGCAGUGUAUGUGGAAAAUGUGUGAGUGUGUGUGUUGCGGGGGGGGGGGGGGGGGGGGGGGGGGGGGGGGGGGGGGGGGGGGGGGAGGAGGAGGGGAGCGGGAGGAGAGGGGAGAGGGAAGGGGAGAUAGAGUGCGCCUUCGUCUUGUGCUGUGUGUUAUUGCCAAUCGUUAAGAUUCAUUUCUUUUCAGAGGUCUUGUUGUUUGCACUUGUGUCACUGUGUGAUUGAUUGACCUAUUUAAUAUUUAUUCUUGUCGUUCGUCGAUGGUAGUAAUAGCGGCAGCAGCGGGAGGAGGCGAGCCAGAGCCAGAGCCAGUUGUCUGCCGUCUGUACUCUGUACUUAGUCACCAUGGAGUUGCAUGUUGUUGUCGUCAGACUCCAGUUCGUGUAUAGUGCACUCACACCCAGGAAUAUCAAUUUCAAUUUCGACUGAGUAGCAAGAGUAGUUAAUAGGAUGACAGGGCCAUGCAAUGCCGAUCAACUGACUGGACGCUAGGCUAGGUAGGAUACUAGGAUGACGUCAGCCACGUUGAGGGAGGUUGCAUCUCAGUGGGGGUAUUGUAUACACUUCAUGCCAUGGUUCGUGAAGAUUUAUUUAUUUAUUUAUUUAUUUUUAUUUAUUUUUAUUUAUUUUUUUAAUUUCAGGUGCUGUACACUAUGGCAUGCAAAUGAUCCAUUUUGCCUUCUCGCUGAUUGUUUUAUAAUCGGUUUCGAACUUUUGAAAUUGCAAGAGGGAGAAGCCAACUUGCAUGCAUGAUCCAAGAUGUCCUUGGUAAAACAGAUCUUCUCAGAAGAGGACACAGCUGGUGUGCCGUAAGCUGCUCGAAGUGACAAGUAGUACCGAGAAGAGCAGGGCACGGCUUCCGCCCGUCUAUCCGUGUUCUCCAAGGAGCAAGGGGUGGAGUGCCCUGUUGAGGGGGGCAUGGAGCAGAACGCCAGCUACAAGACGGAAAGCCUCUGAAAGGGUGGGUGGUGAAACUGAAUGAAACGAGCGAUGAAAGGCAGACUCAGACUGCAGAGAGAUGGGGAAAGAAGAAGAGGCAUUGCAAAAGAGAUGGAAUCGAACACUGGUCGAAGGAUGAUGGGAGGAGGUGGCGAUGACAUGUAAUGAGCGAAGCAGCAGGCUUGUGAUUCAGAACGCAGUUGCAGAAGGGAAGGCCCCUUUGGAAAAAGGAAUAUUGUUCGUCGUUGGGUGGAAGACGUUGGGGCAAAGGAGGCAACAUGGAGGACGGCAUUUUUUUUUUUUUUUUUUUGGAGGACGGCAAAUUGGACUACAAGCGCUUACGAGGUGGUGAAGCCGCGCGAGAUGGAACAGAAAGCUUGUCAGAGGGUGACCACCGAAGCUAACCGUAGUCCAAGGAUGGGUGACUAAGGAGGAAGGCCCCUUUGGAAAAAAAAAAAGGGAUGAUGGUCCUGCUUAAAAAAAAAAAAAAAAAAAAAAAAAAAAAAAAGGGGGACUAUCUUCCUACGCCAUGAAGAGUCGAAGACACAUUUUGCGGAAGACACAUCUAGGUUGAGGGAAUGCACACUUGUUGUCUUUCUGCUGUAAGGGGAACGCGGUGUCUCUCUAUAAGGAGCCUGGCUGACUGCGUACCUUGAUGAAUCUGGCCCUGUUUCGGGGAAUUCAUUCGUCCUGACACUUGCAUCACUGGUAAGUCAUAGGAGAUGGUGUGGCUGUCUUGUGAAUGGUUGACCUGCAGCGUGCUGCUUUAUUUCUAUGUGAUAUUGGACCCAA